CGCGUCUGGGGAAUUUCUCAAACAAGUUACAUACAGUACCAUAGAAACUGCGUCCCUCAGCAGGCCAGGCCAGCGCACAUUCCGGCCAGCCGAACCAUCCUCAGUUCUACAGUAUCAAUACGCCAUGAAGCCGGUCCUGCUGGAGGAGGCCUUCGGGGACUCCCCUGUUUUCCGUGCAUCGCUACAGGAGAGCGAGACCUCUCUUAACUUCGUGGACGGGUCCAUUCGCAAGAUGGCUACGAUUGCUGAGAAAAUCACUGACAUGACAAAGGACUACUCUGCAAAAUAUCAAGCGCUUGCGGAGGAGAUUCAGAGCCUAGCUGGGUUCGAGGACGACCCUUCCUAUGAGCUUAUCGGACUGCAGCUCUUGAAGUUCGCGCAGGUUUUCAAAGACAUCGAAAGGAGCCGGAUGAUAGCCGCCAGCCAAUACAAAGAUGUCUUCAUAGAACCGCUGAACAAUUUUGGCACCACCGAAAUUGCGCCCGCCAAAAGAGCUGGGAAAGACUUCUUGCAAUCGCAGGACCACUUCCUCAAUGCUAUGGGAAAGUACAUGGGGAAGCGUCCGCAAGACAAGGGCAUCGAGGAGAGCGCACGCGACGCUGCUGAAUCGCGGAGACACUUCCACAUGAAGACAGUGGAAUACGGCAUCAAGCUGAAUGAAGUCAAUGUGAAAAGAAAGUUCGAGCUCGUUGAGAACGUUGUGGCUCUCGUGUAUACGAAUUUCUCGUUCUUCCACCAAGCUUAUGAUGCCCUGAAGGAUCUUGAGCCGUCUAUGCGGGAGCUCACAGGCCUUCUGCAAAAGAGCCGGAUGGAGCAUGCCCGUCAACCGGCGCCACAGGCGAACUCCCUCCUCCUGCCGCCGGAAUACUACGACCCAGCGUCAUCCGUGUCGGAAACGAAAUCAACGCGGACGUCCUCUACCAUUUACAAGGCUGGCUAUCUUUACAAGAAGAGCUCAAGCAAGAUGCGGACAGUGUGGCAUCGGAGGUUCUUCGAGUUGGGGAACUGGUACCUGGGGUACUUUUCGAUAGAGGGCAAGGAUGAGGCGAAGACGACCGUUGAUCUAAGGAUAUGCAUGGUCAAAGAGACGCCCACACCUGAACGGCGGUUCUGCUUCGACUUGGUGUCUCCCACAAAAACUCUCACGCUUCAAGCGCAGAACGAAGCCCAGCUGAAGGAUUGGAUUAGCGCGUUGCAGGCCGCCAUCUCGCGUUCUAUCUCCGAUGAAGGUGCUGGCAAUCCCGGGGUGAAACCGUCCUUCGCGGACCCCACAAACACCACAUCACACCUGCAGGGCGGGACCUCUGCAUUAAAUGCUCCUCAAAAGGCAGCAGACCUACUCGAGCGUGUACGCUCGGUACCCGGCAAUGAUACCUGUGCUGACUGCGGGUCGGAUCAGGACGUGGAAUGGGCGAGUUGUAACUUGGGCAUCAUAGUGUGUAUCACUUGCUCUGGAAUACAUCGGGGUUUAGGGAGGCACGUCUCCAAGGUCAAAUCACUGUCCCUCGAUCGUUGGGAUCAGCUGGAGGGAGAUAUCCUCCUUACUUUGGGGAACAAACGAGUCAACGAGCUAUUCGAAGGCAAUCUCAAAGAUGAAGACGGCAAGCCAAAGCCAGAUGACGAUAGGGCGAAGAAGCAGAAGUACUCGGUACAGAAGUACAAUGCGAAGGCAUUCCUACGACCCGCCACUACACCCUUCUCUACUCCGCCAUUAACACAUGAUUACCUCCUUGAGCUGCUUGCCAGUAUCGCGCAUGGCUCUAAUGUCAACGAAAAAGAUCUCAAUGGGCAGACCUUGCUGCAUAAAGCGGCGAGCGUUGAUGCAAGCGUUGUGGAGUUCCUGCUGCUGUGGAAUGCCGACUUUGAUGCUGUGGACGAGAAAGGAUGGACUCCCUUACACUGCGCCGCAGAUGCAGGGAAUGCAAAAGCCGUCACGGCCAUUCUUCGCAGAACCCCGCGCACAGAUGUGACGGACAAGGAUGGGAAGUUGCCGAUUGACCUAGCCAUCGCUAAAUCCACUGAAUCCUCCGACUACGUGCACAUCGUCACAACACUGCGGCUAACACAUCUGGACAAACAAGAUUCCGCAUCCUGGCGAUCCACGGGAUGGGAAGACGGCGGCACAAACCGAUCUCAGGCGUCCGCCGAGCAGCCCAGAAAGCACAGCGGUUUCUCGGCGACGGCUGGCUCUAUCCCGACGCCGGAUAUACUGAGCACGCCCACAAAAGAUUUGCCGGUGCUCCCCGGGCAGGGGAGUACGCUCCCUCCGCCGCCAGCUGGCGCCAUAAGCGAUCCGUGGGCGGAAGAGAAGAAUGCAUGGGAGUAGAUAGACAUCUCGAGGGGACAUCUUGGAUUCGCGGACAAUUUUGUGUGUUAUUGUUUUGUUUUUUGGAUUUUAGGAAUUUUCAAUGAUGGACAGUUUAGGCAAAGUUUGUCGUACCCCCAAGAGUUUGUUGUUUUACGUCUCUCUUCUUGUAACAAAGUUACGGAAUACAUGGGAACGCCGCUCAGUCACAUUAUGCAGAGAGGA
Molecule: messenger RNA, 2530 nt
Organism: Fimicolochytrium jonesii
Lineage: Eukaryota; Fungi; Chytridiomycota; Chytridiomycetes; Spizellomycetales; Powellomycetaceae
Exons: 9
Coding region: 125-2326 (733 amino acids)
Cellular component (GO): cytoplasm
Molecular function (GO): protein binding; GTPase activator activity
Source: RefSeq, a predicted model, not a curated record